UCCACCCAUGCUCAGAUACCCCGUCAUUUUGUCCAUCGAAAACCACUGCAGUGUGACCCAGCAGAAAAAGAUGGCCCAGUACCUGGUUGAAAUUCUGGGGGACAAACUGGACUUGUCCACAGUCAACAACGAGGAUCCCAACGAGUUGCCUUCCCCAGAGAGCCUCAAGGGGAAAAUCUUAGUUAAGGGGAAAAAACUUCCUGCCAACAUAAGUGAAGACGCCGAAGAGGGCGAAGUGUCCGAUGAGGACAGCGCGGAUGAGAUGGACGAUGACUGCAAGCUAAUGAAUGGGGACAACAAGCACGAAGAGAACCUGGAAUCUGGGGAAGACCCCAUCCUCAGCAAACGUCACAGCCGGUCCCUGAUGGGAAGCUUGACCAAACGCAAGAAAAAAUCCAGCAAACUCAAAAGGACCCCAAGUUUGGAAGAUGGAGAAGACGACUUUGAAGGCCAAGGAAACCUCACUAGAACUUCGGUCCAUUAUAGCAAAACAAAUCGGCAAAAGAAAACAAUGAAACUCUCCCGGGCUCUCUCGGAUCUGGUGAAAUACACGCGGUCCGUCGGGAUCCACGACGUGGAAUCGGAAAUGGCGCUGAACUACCAAUCCGAAGGCAGGAUGCUGCAGCUCAACCGCGCCAAGUUCAGCGCCAACGGGAAUUGUGGCUACAUCCUCAAACCCAAGUGCAUGUGUCAAGGUAAGAGAGCCUGUCUCACGGUCCUCUCCCAGGAGACUGUAUUCCAGGGUAUUCUCAACCAUGGGGAAUUCUGGGAGUUGAAGUCCGGGCACCUUAAAAGUUGCCAAGGUUGAGAAACAUACUUUGCUCUAUUUUGUCUUUCCAAUCGUCCUCAGCUUUCUUGGGCCGGGCCUGGUUGCACUUCCCAGGGAGCAU
Messenger RNA from Thamnophis sirtalis, 890 nucleotides. The record is from RefSeq and is a predicted model, not a curated record. NCBI's taxonomy places the organism in Eukaryota, Metazoa, Chordata, Lepidosauria, Squamata, Natricidae.